CCUACUUGACUUGUAUCAAUUCAUGCCGAUCGGGGUGUACACAUCCGGUGUGCCACGUGUAUGAUGAUUUACGGUGCAUAUAUCCCGAUUUUGAGCCAACAUUCACCAUCGAGUCAUUAUAUGCUUUCAUCUCAACGCAUAUGCCGCCUUUUGCAUAGCGAUCUCUGUCAUGCCGUCCGACUUCGUCGACUUCGCAGGUCCCAUCGUGACGCGUCUUCGACAGCUUGACACGGGGCUGCGUGCAUCUGCAGACCCCAAUCUGCUCGUUCAAAGUCUGCUCGACCACGUCACGGAUUCUGCACUUGAGGUGGUGGAUGCAUUUCACGACAAGAUAUUGCAGCUGAAAUACGAUGUGUUGAUGGAGCCAGGUAUGAAAGUGGUUUCAAGCGGACCCUUGGGCUGCUCAAGACGGUCAUUUAUGGGCUACAGCGGUACGACGAGGACCGAUAUGUUGCAUUGCUCUCGCCUGCUGAGAAAGAGGUCCAAGAGCAAAGGAGAGAGAAAGUUAAGGGGUAACAUAUACCUGUGGCAGGCAGACAUACACGACCAUAUGGAAUAUACCCUCACAACCAUGGACAUGUUCGCAGGGAUCACAGGUCCACAGAAAUAUCAACACAGUUGAUAUGCCCCCGAGUGUCCUUCAAAUGCUCUCAUGAUCCGAGGUCGACGUUUACUGUAUCUUGCACGACAAUAUCCAAACUGUCACUCACUGUCCUCAAACCCCCAUCAGCCGAGACGACAGGGCCAGUGACAAAUUCAAACUCUCAGCACUCCCUCAUCACCACUUUAGUGCCGC
Suillus subaureus is the source of this 796-nucleotide messenger RNA. RefSeq lists its product as uncharacterized. The transcript has 4 exons. The record is from RefSeq and is a predicted model, not a curated record. Lineage: Eukaryota; Fungi; Basidiomycota; Agaricomycetes; Boletales; Suillaceae. Bases 170 to 622 code for a protein of 150 amino acids.